UUGUCUGCGUUUAGAACAGUUGAAGAUCAUUUUAACUCUAAAAAACGCUGCGCUCCUGCGCCAGACGCUGGCAAAACACCGAGACGCGCCGCAACGGUCAAAGACAUCCGCAUGUUUACAUAGGAGAAAUUUUGAAAAAUUAGCAGAUUGACGCAAAAACUCCUUAGGUGUGAACAACCAACCCAGCAAAAACAGAACGUUCUUCUAACGUUAGGGGAUCCCGUUUUGUGGGAACCUAUUCCUAACGUUCUAGGAACGUUCUUUUUAGGUUAUUAUAAUAUAUAUUUUUGUAACCAUAAACUAACGUUCCCAGAACGUUUUGGAAACCAAGAAUUGUUAGCUGGGAACUUUCAUACAACUCUCCGUCUGCGCUGAGCGGCAAUACGCGACCAAGUUACAACGUGCACGCGUAGGCUACAUUGUAGUCAGGGCGCAUUCGAGUGUUGUCGUGUCACUAUCAGGGUAGAUGGGCCGUUACUUUGUUUCCUAGAAGAUUCUAAUAGGAUUCAGGUUUAAUCUCUUCUCUUCGCCCUUUGCUGUCGCUUUCGAUUGACUUGAACGUGUUAUUGUCGCUUAUAAAACGUUGCUUUGUAGGCGGGGUUCAGCGCUUACAUUAGACAUAUUAUCUGUUCGUAAGGCGUGUUCGUUUUUUUGGAUAGCGUGGGAUGGAGUAUAAGAUAGAGCACACGGGGAAACUGAAACUUCUCUGUUUGAGCUGACAAGUUCCGGAGUUUGAGUAGCUCGAUAAAUUCACGUUUCGAUUCAAGACGAUGGCUGAACAUUUCGGAAACAAUGGAAAACCAGUUUUUGAUAAACCAAAGGUUGAGCUACACGUGCAUCUUGACGGCGCUAUCCGUAUAGAGACUGUUAUAGAUGUUGCAAAGUAAGGAGGCGAGGAAUCACUCUACCUAAAAGCACUGAGGCUGAAAUGAGAGAUCUGUGUACACUUAAAGAGCCGUCCACACUCACAGAAUUCCUUGGCAAGUUCGAGCACUACAUGCAUGUCAUUGCAGGUGACAGAGAAGCCAUCAAGAGGAUAGCUUAUGAAUUUGUAGAGACAAAGGCCAAAGAGGGAGUGAUCUAUGUUGAAGCGCGAUACAGCCCUCACUUUCUGGCCAACAAAGGAGUGGAUCCUCUACCAUGGGGCCAAAAAGAAGGGGACAUCACGCCAGAGGAUGUGGUGCGCCUUGUGAAUCAGGGCUUUAGCGAGGGGGAGAAGGCCUUCAAAACCAAAGCCAGGUCCAUUCUGUGCUGCAUGCGUGACAUGCCAAAUUGGUCUAUGGAAGUGGUCGAGCUAUGUAAGAAGUUUAGUAAUGAUGGAGUUGUGGCUAUAGAUCUAGCUGGAGAUGAAUCCAAGAACUGUGAGGCAUGUCCAGGACACAAGAAAGCAUUUGAGAAAGCAGUCACUUAUGCAGUCCACAGAACAGUGCAUGCGGGGGAAGUGGGUCCACCCUCUGUUGUGAGAGAGGCUGUAGACGUUCUAAAAGCAGAACGCAUUGGCCAUGGUUACCACACGCUUGAAGAUGAAGCACUGUACAAACGACUGCUUAAAGAAGACAUGCAUUUUGAGAUUUGUCCUGUUUCUAGUAGUCUGACAGGAGCUUGUAACCCAGACUUCAAGAAACAUCCUCUCAUCAGAUUCAGGGAGGACAAAGCCAACUACUCCUUAAACACAGAUGACCCCAUGAUCUUCAACUCCACCUUGAACUCAGACUAUCAGGUGGCGCUGAAAGACAUGGGCUUCACUGAAGAGGAAUUCAAGAGACUGAACAUAAAUGCAGCUAAGUCCUGCUUCCUUCCUGCAAAGGAGAAAGAGGAGCUUGUUAAUCAACUAUAUGAGGCCUAUGGCAUGCAGAAGAGCACCAGCUUUUAAGCACAGCACUGUUUUAAACCACUAUGCAGCAUGCAGAGCCUUUCAGAACAUUUGCCUUUACACAAGUGAAUGUGUGCCCUAAUUCCUUGAAACUUACCUCUCAAAAAGCUGUAGUGAAAUGUGUUAAUUACACCACAUUGAAGGUCAAAUAAGUCAACUUUGACAUCUAGAUGUAAACAUGCAGUACAUCAACAUACAGUAAAUGAUAAACCACUUUUGUUUUUACAUUUUGUUGUGUUCCUCUGUUCAAACACCAGAGGGCAUUUUCCAAUACAUAAGACAAAAUGAUGAACUCAGGAAUUGCCAUUUCAUGUUGAAGUUGUGGAGUUGAUCAUACCUCAGUGAACCAUAACAAAUAUUGUGUUUUACAUUGUGUAGUAUAAUGUGAAUUUCACAGGAAAACAUAGGACUGGGAAUGUUGUGGGAAGGAAGGGACUUUAUCACUUGCUGUAUAGUAGAUGAUCAAUACAGAUA
Molecule: messenger RNA, 2347 nt
Organism: Xyrauchen texanus (razorback sucker)
Lineage: Eukaryota; Metazoa; Chordata; Actinopteri; Cypriniformes; Catostomidae
Gene: ada
Product: adenosine deaminase
Exons: 11
Coding region: 929-1873 (314 amino acids)
Biological process (GO): purine ribonucleoside monophosphate biosynthetic process; negative regulation of adenosine receptor signaling pathway; adenosine catabolic process
Cellular component (GO): cytosol; external side of plasma membrane
Molecular function (GO): adenosine deaminase activity
Source: RefSeq, a predicted model, not a curated record